CUGUCUCUUCAACUAUUUGUGACUCUGUCAGUUGCGUUUCUUUCUUCUUUGUCUGUGUAGUUCUCCCUGUUCGGGCAAUAGCAAGAGAAAGUAAGAGAAAAACCAAAAGGAAAGAAAGAAAGAAGAAGAUAAUAUAAAAUAUUAUAUUACAUGGGUUUUCUUUGCUGCAGUGGGAAACCGAGCAAGCGAUCAGAGAGCAGCAGCAUCAAUGAAAAUAACAGUAACAUUAAGCGCAAGGAUCAAGCACAAGUCACUUCGGGGUCAUUGAAAAUGAAGCCAUAUGUGAACAAUUUAAGUAAAGAGGGGGAAUCUAAGGAUGAUCAAUUGUCAUUGGAUGUAAAGAGUUUAAAUAUGAAGGAUGAGAUUUCUAAGGAUAGAAGAAGCAAUGGAAAACAGGCUCAAACUUUUACUUUUGAGGAACUUGCGGCCGCAACGAGCAAUUUUAGGUCUGAUUGUUUUUUGGGUGAAGGAGGUUUUGGUAAGGUUUACAAAGGGUACCUGGAAAAAGUCAACCAGGUUGUUGCUAUCAAGCAACUUGAUCGAAAUGGAGUUCAGGGGAUUAAGGAGUUUGUAGUUGAAGUAGUGACUUUAAGUCUAGCAGACCAUCCAAAUCUUGUCAAGUUGAUUGGGUUUUGUGCUGAGGGAGAUCAGAGGCUAUUGGUUUAUGAGUACAUGCCAUUAGGAUCUCUGGAAAAUCAUUUACAUGAUAUUCCACCCAAUAGGCAACCGCUUGAUUGGAACACAAGAAUGAAAAUAGCUGCUGGUGCAGCAAAAGGUUUAGAGUAUUUGCACAAUGAAAUGAAACCUCCUGUUAUAUACCGCGACUUAAAAUGCUCCAACAUUUUGCUUGGCGAGGGCUAUCAUCCUAAGCUAUCUGAUUUUGGUCUGGCAAAAGUGGGACCCAGCGGAGAUAAGACUCAUGUUUCUACAAGGGUUAUGGGCACCUACGGAUACUGUGCACCAGAUUAUGCAAUGACAGGUCAGCUGACAUUUAAAUCAGAUAUUUAUAGCUUCGGGGUUGUUCUUUUGGAGCUCAUCACAGGCAGGAAAGCAAUUGAUCAAAGAAAAGAACGUGGUGAGCAGAAUCUAGUUGCAUGGGCUCGACCCAUGUUCAAAGACCGGAGGAACUUCUCAUGCAUGGUUGACCCUUUGCUUCAAGGUCAAUAUCCAAUAAGAGGAUUAUACCAAGCCCUCGCCAUUGCCGCAAUGUGUGUGCAGGAGCAGCCCAAUAUGCGCCCUGCUGUAUCCGAUUUGGUUAUGGCUCUGAACUAUCUGGCAUCUCACAAAUAUGAUCCCCAAAUCCCUUCUGUCCAAGACUCUCGGAGGAGCCCAUCUCGUCCUGGAUUAGAUAAGGACAGGGGACAAUGAUGUAGCAUAAAUUGCAUAGGGUGGGUCCACGAGUGACUAAUAUGGAGGAUGGAAAAUUAGGAAUUGAGGACCCAACACCUUUUUGCAGUGUUAAUAUACCUAGUGCCGGGUAUCAAUUUUUGCAACCUGGGAGAUAUCUGGCUAUAGUUCCAUCCUCAUCCUCUCAGAGAAAUUCCUGCCCUUUCGUUUUUCCAGGUGUAUAUGACAACUGGGCUUUGGGAUUUAAGAUGCCUCUCUUCAGAAAUUAUUUCACAUUCUAUAUAUUCUAUCCUGAAUAAUCAAAGUAAUAAUUGCCCUUCUCUAAUCUCACUGAGGUGUUCUUUUUUGCA
Molecule: messenger RNA, 1697 nt
Organism: Populus euphratica (Euphrates poplar)
Lineage: Eukaryota; Viridiplantae; Streptophyta; Magnoliopsida; Malpighiales; Salicaceae
Product: probable serine/threonine-protein kinase RLCKVII
Exons: 5
Coding region: 151-1368 (405 amino acids)
Biological process (GO): protein phosphorylation
Molecular function (GO): protein kinase activity; ATP binding
Source: RefSeq, a predicted model, not a curated record